Carica papaya (papaya) is the source of this 2820-nucleotide messenger RNA. NCBI's taxonomy places the organism in Eukaryota, Viridiplantae, Streptophyta, Magnoliopsida, Brassicales, Caricaceae. The record is from RefSeq and is a predicted model, not a curated record.
CAUCAGACGGUGAUAAAGUGAACUGACUCCGCCUUAACUCGUGAUAGUAAUGGCAUCGGGCGGUGAUUAAAAGAACUGACUCCUGCGAAUUUCCGAGCGCACUAACGGCGAAGAAGAGUAGAGGAGAGAGACAAAUCAGCGGCAUAUCUUUUUUACCUCUCCUCUCAGUCUCAGAUUUUCCUUUCCGGAGGAAAAAUCCAUUGUCGAACAUACAAUCACUGUUUUUCAAUCAACGGAGGUAUCUUCUCAAAUGGAGAACGUUCUCUGCUUGUCAAAUUGGUUGAUUGACACCUAAAAUUGUUCACCCAGGCUGAGCACUCUUCUAAGUCUUCACGAUCCAAUACUGGUUUUUUGGUUGAUUGAAUUAAGCAAAGUGUUGUGAAGCUGUAGAAAAAAUGGGAAUCAGUGGUGGAGACGAACUUAUGGUUUCUGGAAGUCACGAGGCUGGCUGUUCUGAAGCUACUGUGGAGAUAAAGAUAAAAACAUUGGACUCUCAAACCUACACCUUAAGAGUGGAUAAAUGCGUUCCCGUUCCUGCAUUGAAGGAACAAAUUGCUUCUGUGACUGGUGUUGUGUCAGAACAACAACGUUUGAUAUGCCGUGGAAAAGUUCUGAAGGAUGAUCAGCUCCUUUCAGCUUACCAUGUGGAAGAUGGUCACACGUUGCAUCUGGUUGUCAGGCAGCCAAUUCCCUCACUGUCUGAGGCCUUGCCUGAUCAUUCAGCAACUAAUCCUGCUUCAAACACUGAGAACUCUUACGGUGGUCGGGGUUCCAGUAUAGUAGUAGGGACCUUCAAUAUUUCUGAACAAGGGGAUGGAACUUUUCCAGAUCUCAGCCAGGUUACAGGUCUGAGUUCUUCCGGAAUUUCAAGUGCCGGAAGUGGCACUGAAUGGGAUGAUCUUAGGGCAUAUGCAUUGGAGAGACUUUCGAGAGUGUCUGCUGCAAGUGGUGCAAGAGAUUCCAGCAGACAGCUUGCCAACCAGGCUACAGCAGGGAAUCCCUCCAGUCCUCUGGGUGUUGUACCUGGAACUGCUAAUAAUUUGGAGCCUUUCCAGCUUCCAGUUAUUCAUGAUUCUUUGACAACAUUAUCUCAAUAUCUAAAUCAUUUGAGGAAUGAAUUUGUUAGUAAUGGGGCUAACGGAAACAUUUUACAAGCUACUCCUGUUCAUGGAAGUAAUGUGGUAGAAUCUGGUCUCAUGCCGCAGACAACUGGACAGCAGAAUGGGCUCCCAGGUCCAUCGUCCUUAGCGGAAGUGAUGCGAUCAAUGAGACAACUAUUGACUGAACAAGCAGUAGAAUGCAUAUCUUAUCUUGCAAGCCAACUAGAUGAUCAUGGAAAUGUGACAGAUCCAUCAACGCGGACAGCCUUUCAGCUAAACAUGCUUCGAUCGGGGGUGCUUUUGCAGAACUUAGGUGCUUCACUGCUUGAGCUUGGUCGCACAACUAUGAUGUUGCGGUUGGGCCAAACGCCGGUUGAUGCUGUGGUUAAUGCUGGACCUGCAGCAUUUAUAUCCAGUACAGGCCCCAAUCCUAUAAUGGUGCAGCCACAGCCUUUUCAACUAGGAACAAGGUUUGGGGCAUUUCCAAUCGGAACCAUGCAACCUGGGUCUUCAUCUGGUGGAAGUCUUGGUUCUGAAGCCAUCCCUAGGAACAUUGACAUAUCAAUACGAACAGGUCCGUCAGUUUCUGUUAACCACACGGAACAGAGUGGUCCAAACCAAUCCCAGCGACAAAUAAAUCCACCACUUUCUGGUGUAGCAAAUUCUAUGAAUCAAGCUGUGGCAAGAGCAGCUGGGGUUCCAUCAGCAAAUACAGAACCUGAAGUACGAGUUUUGCCUGUUAGGACUGUGGUAGCAGCAAUUCCUAGUAUUAGGCUGCAUCUUCUGGUCCUUCACGUAGAUCAGUGGGAUUAGUCUCCAGUAUUUGCGAGAGUUCAGCAUGUAUCUUUGGGUAAUAUAGGUGCUGCUGGAGGUUCUCAACCAUCUGCUGAACAUAACCCUAAUGGACCAAAUGCUGAGAGGUUACCAAUUCCUGAAUUUGAUAGGCAGGAACAGAACACUGGGUUUCCUGCCAGAGAAGGGAAUAACCCUUCUGGUAUUAGCACUCAAAAUGGUGGAGGAUUUCCGGAGUUGCAUUCCAGAUUCAGUCAGAUGCUGAGGUCUAUGCAUGAGCAGUUAGAUGUUGCCCGUGGCAAUUCUCGAAGUGCAACACAUUCUUCUGUUGUAGAACCUUCAGAAAUAGCUGAGGCUACUGCUAACACAGAGGAAGCAUCUCCAAGAGUGAGUGAGGAAGGAGCAUUUCUCUCUAAUGUGCUUCGCCAAAUAAUGCCUCUUAUAUCCCAAAACACUAUUGGUUCAGGUGGUCCAUCUUCUGAAGAUACUAUUAAUAGACAAGCUUCCCAAAGACAGGAGUUGGACUCAGAUAUUGGGACGUCAAGGCCACACGCUGAGCCUUCAUCCCCACCAAAUGCAAAACGCCAGAAGAGAGAGUAAUCCUUCUGACCAAGUCCUGCAACCGGAACAUUCGUAGAAUGUCUGGGGGGAUGAGUGGAGUGGUGCAUCCCAAAAGAUAAAAUUUCUUUUGGGCAUCAAUAGGCAAGUUGAUGAACAUAUCAGCUUUUUUAUUUAACUAUUUGAUCUGUUAAAUGUUGAUUCUGCAAGGUGGUAGCUUUAGAUGUCAUUUAAAAACUUUUAUGUAGCUAAAUUAGUAUUUCUGAAAGCCUCUAGAGUUACAGCGAGUUGCUUGACUGUUAGGUUUUUAUUUUUUAGUUGAUUAUGUGUUAGUUUUUUUAAUAUCCAAAGAAUUGUAGAUUUUUUAGUA